Molecule: messenger RNA, 1326 nt
Organism: Adineta steineri
Lineage: Eukaryota; Metazoa; Rotifera; Eurotatoria; Adinetida; Adinetidae
Source: the annotation of a GenBank genome assembly
AUGCUUCUAUCUCAGCAUAUUAUUUUUAUUGCAAGUAUUGUACUUAUUGGUGCUGUUGGAAGAUCAGCAGCCGGUCAAAAUUGGGCAGUACUUGUAGCUGGUUCAAAUGGUUGGUAUAACUAUAGACAUCAAUCUGAUGUAUGCCAUGCAUAUCAAAUUUUACAUAAAAAUGGUAUUCCAGAUUCAAAUAUUAUUGUUAUGAUGUAUGAUGAUCUGGCUAAAGAUAAACAAAAUCCAACAAAAGGUGUAAUUAUCAAUCAUCCAGAUGGCCAAGAUGUCUAUAAAGGUGUACCACAUGAUUAUACUGGCAAAACUGUUACACCUAAAAACUUUAUUAACGUCUUACUUGGUAAAAAAGAUCUUAUGAAAGGCGUUGGUAGUGGCAAAGUUCUUGAAAGUGGUCCCGAUGAUAAUGUUUUCAUCUAUUUCACUGAUCAUGGUGCUACUGGCCUGGUCGCUUUCCCAACAGGCGUUCUUUAUGCCAAAGACUUAAACAAAACAAUUGCAGAAAUGCAUACAGAAAAAAAAUAUAAAGAAAUGGUUAUCUAUAUCGAAGCUUGUGAAUCUGGUUCAAUGCUUGAAGGUUUAUUACCUGAUAAUAUUAAUAUUUAUGCAACAACCGCAUCAAAUGCUGAAGAAUCAUCUUAUGCAUGUUAUUAUGAUGCUAAACGUGAAACUUAUUUAGGUGAUUUAUAUUCAGUUAAUUGGAUGGAAGAUUCUGAUGCUGAAGAUAUUACAAAAGAAACAUUAUUUAAACAAUUUCAAGUUACACAACAGACCACAAACUUAAGUCAUGUUAUGCAAUAUGGUGAUCUUACCUUGGGUGCAUCACAUAAUGUUAUUGAAUUUCAAGGUGCCAAUAAAACUAAUAAACAACAAUCAGCUGGUCGUAUGAACACAUUACUUAAAGGUGAUGCUGUUGCUACAGUUGAUGUUCGUCAAUCAAUCUUAUCACAUCGUUUAGCUAAAUUCGCCGUUAAUUCUAUUGAAAGAAUGCAAUUAGAACGUGAACUUGCUCAAACUACUGAACAACGAGAAAUUAUUUCCAAAACAAUUGAUUCAAUUGCUCAAAUAGCAUUUCAAGUUAAUCGUGCUAAUGCUUAUGAAACAGUUACUUCCAAACGUAUGAAACUUACUCAACAUGAUUGUUAUAAAGCUGCUACACAACAUAUUCAUGAAAAAUGUUUUGAUAUUCAAAAUGAAUAUGCUUUGAAUAAAUUAUGGAUUGUUGCUAAUCUUUGUGAAAUUGGUCUUCAAAGCUUUACUAUUAAUCAUGCUAUUGAUAAUGUUUGUGAUGCUCUUGGUCGUCAAAAUUUUCAAUAUUAA